Mitosporidium daphniae is the source of this 1020-nucleotide messenger RNA. RefSeq lists its product as uncharacterized. The coding region runs from base 1 to 1020 and encodes 339 amino acids. The transcript is spliced from 4 exons. The record is from RefSeq and is a predicted model, not a curated record. NCBI's taxonomy places the organism in Eukaryota, Fungi, Microsporidia. Gene Ontology annotation, biological process: transcription initiation at RNA polymerase II promoter; positive regulation of transcription elongation by RNA polymerase II. Gene Ontology annotation, molecular function: RNA polymerase II general transcription initiation factor activity; TFIIF-class transcription factor complex binding; DNA binding. Gene Ontology annotation, cellular component: transcription factor TFIIF complex; nucleus.
AUGUCCUCGAAUAGCCAGGCCCCAAAGUAUAGCGAGUACAAAAUCAAGUCCUUUCUGCAAUCAACAAACUACCACGUCAUGCUGAUGCCCGAAAAGGGAGGCGGUGCUCUUCCCUUUUCCGAAUUUGUGCCACCCGUACGUUUAUAUCGAAACUCCAAAGACGCCAUUUCGGAGGCGUCUCCUCCGAUGGAUGGCGAAGAAAAUCUUGCCUCGUCAAAUCCAAGAUUAAAGAGACGCUCGCAAAUUAUCACCCAUUUUGAAUCUCCAACUCAAAAGGCCCUCAAAGCGGAAGAAGCAGCACCUUGGGUUCUGGAGGAUGGCGAUGGAAAGUCCUACUCUUCGCGACUUGAAGGGGGGCAACAGCAAAAAUAUGUUUUAUUCGGCGCCGAGUUUAGAGUGUUACUGGUCAACAAAUGGUACCGAUUUUCGCCCCGGCUUUCGCUUUCCACAAACAUCGGUCUCAAGGAGGAGGCCGAAAACACCAGGAAACUGCAGCCCACAACGCGUUUGGAACAGAUUGUCAUGAAAAAAGAGGCUGUCGUCGAAAUCGAUGAAGAGGAGCGCCCAGAUCAUGUUCCCGAUACCCUCACAAUAGCAGGACGAGAGAUGCGAAAGACACUUCGCCACCUGGAUAAAUCGAACCUUUAUCAAUCCGAUGAGGAUGAAUCCGAAGUUUUACCUGAGGAUUCGCUAUCCUAUUCAUCUGAAGAAGACGAGCGAACCGAAAAUGUGGCCUUGCCAUUGGAGAAAAAAGAGGUGCCCGAAGUCGUCGCCAAGGUAGCCAGGGUCUCCUUGCCCGCCUCUUCAGUGGGCCAUGACUCCAUGCUACUUACGGAUGCAGAUAUUCUCCCGCAUCUCCAAAAUGGCCCAAUCAAGGUGAAGGACUUGAUUCUGCUACUAAAGGGGCCUUUGAAGGCCAACCCUUCCAACAAAGAGCUUUUUAAAGAGCUCGUUAAAAAAUUGUGUGUCGUCAAGCUUGGACAAGGGGACGACGAAAAGUGGCUCAGUAUUAAAAAAUAG